This is a messenger RNA of Camponotus floridanus (Florida carpenter ant), 953 nucleotides long. RefSeq names its product odorant receptor 85f. Gene Ontology annotation, biological process: detection of chemical stimulus involved in sensory perception of smell; sensory perception of smell. Gene Ontology annotation, cellular component: plasma membrane. The transcript has 6 exons. Gene Ontology annotation, molecular function: olfactory receptor activity; odorant binding. Lineage: Eukaryota; Metazoa; Arthropoda; Insecta; Hymenoptera; Formicidae. The record is from RefSeq and is a predicted model, not a curated record. Bases 14 to 931 code for a protein of 305 amino acids.
UUUAUUUUUAAUAAUGAAAUUAUGCUGCGAGUUGUGUACCACUUUAGAGAUUCCACUACAAAUAAUUUGCUUCUCGAUGCAAUAUGAUUAUCUCCAGUAUGUGAUUUAUGAAUUGGAGGAUUAUUGCAAGCAUGCAAAACCAAAAGAGAGGAAUGUUUUUCAUCAAUAUAUUGAUAGUUGUAAAUCAAUUUAUAUAUAUUCAAUAUCCGCCUUCACUGUUACCGGUCUGCUGCUUCUUCUUAGUCCUAUUAUAGAAUCGCAUCCUUUUCCCAUUGACACAGAAUAUCCAUUUUCCGUGGAUUAUCAACCCUUGAAGACUAUCAUUUAUUUACAUCAUAUGUUAAUUAUAUAUCAAAGUUACACACAAGUAUGCGCAAACAUUUUCGUCGCGCUUCUGUUGUGGUUCGUGUCAGCGAGAUGUGAUAUCUUAUCCAGCAAAUUUCGAGCAGUCACAGAAUUUGCAGAAUUACGUGCAUGUAUAGAAGAACAUCAAGAAUUACUCUGGUAUGGAAAAAAAGUAACUCUUUCUAUUCGAUUUGUGAUGUUAGCAUCGCUGACUAUUAGUACAAUAGUUAUCAUAUUUACUGGUUGUACUUUUCUUAGCCGGCAACCAAUGUCGGUAAAAUCAACAUUUUUAAUUUUUUUUAUAUCAUCUCUUGCAAAAGUAUACUUAACCGCUUGGCCAGCUGACCACCUGCUAAGUGCAAGCACUAAUAUUGCACACGCUGCAUAUGAUUCAAUAUGGUAUAACGGGAAAGUUAAUUUUCAGAAGAAUUUUGUACACACUUUAUUACGUAGCCAACAACCUAUAGCUGUAAAUAUACCCUGCAUGCUACCGACUGUUUCGUUAAAUUAUUAUGCCUCAUACGUCUCGACUGCUUUCUCCUAUCUAGCCACGUUUCGAGUUAUACUUGAAGAAGAUGAUGAUUGAUUAAAUGAAUAUUUCUUUCAUA